UUGGCACAGCACAGCCCUGCAGCAGCCGCAGGGGGGUGUUUGCAUGGGUCUCUAAUCCUCGCAAUGUGAGGAAUGCAAGGAGCUCGGGGAUUUCCAGCUCCUGGAGCGAAUCUCGCAAUCUGCUUUUUCAUUUGGGGCUGUUUUAUCCAUGCCUGGUGUCUAGGAACCACUGGCUGGCUCUGCAUGAGCUGCAAGUCCUGCUGACUUAAGUCCGUGCAUGCCAAGCGCUGGUACAGGGGGCAGUGGGUAUUUUAAAGUUGCUUUUCUAGCUAACAUCUAGUUGCUCUCAUCCAUUUCAGGUCCCGUGCCUAUUUUGGAGCCUCCCCUCCCCUCCCUCGCUGGUUUCCCGUGGAUGUUUUAGCCCCGUGAAGUCGGCUGGCGGAUGCCUGACUCAUUUGAAGAGACCCCCUCGUUGUAAGCCGCCCCCUGCACUAUGGCAGAGGGGGAAACCCAGAGACAGCUGCUCAGGUUGAUCCAAGAAGGACGGGUCGACCUUUUCAAAGGAGAGCUGCAGAGGGAUGAGGAUCUGGUCCAGGCAGUGAGGCGGAAACACUUUGGGAAAUCCGGGGACACGCUGCUGCAUUACACAGCCAGGCACGGUCACCUGGACAUGCUGACCCACUUAGUGGACACCUUGGAGAUGGACAUUGAGAUGUGCAAUAAUGACUACAAGCGGCCCCUGCACGAAGCCGCUUCUAUGGGCCACAGGGACUGUGUGCUGUACCUGCUGGCUAAAGGGGCCAAGGUAGACUGCUUGAAAAAGGCAGACUGGACACCUCUGAUGAUGGCCUGCACCAGGAGCAACCUGGAUGUCAUCAAAGAUCUCAUUGAGCACGGGGCUAACCCGCUGCUGAAGAACAAAGACGGCUGGAAUUGCUUCCACAUCGCCAGUCGAGAGGGCCAUCCCCAGGUCAUCCGGUACUUGCUCGCUGUGGCACCGAGCAGCUGGGACACGGAGAGCAAAAUAAAAAGGACGCCUCUGCACACUGCAGCAAUGCAUGGCUGUUUCGACGUAGUGAAAGUGCUGCUUGAGCGGUGCCAGUACAAGCCCGACAGUCGGGACAAUUGUGGCAUCACGCCCUUUAUGGAUGCAAUACAGAACGGGCAUAUGGAUAUAGCCCGGCUGCUUCUGGAAAAGCACAAGGCCUGCCACACUGCAAGGGAUGCCCUGGGGGCCCAGCCCCUGCACCUGGCAGCGGUCACGGCACAGGAUGAAGCCAUCCGGUUCCUCGUCUCAGAGCUGGGCGUUGGCAUCGACGAGAGAGCGACGUCCCUCCGGCUCACAGCGCUGCAUUACGCGGCCAAGGAAGGACACGCAAGCACCAUCCGAACGCUGCUGUCCUUGGGCGCUGACUUGCAAGCCAGAGACGGGAAAAGCCAAUCGGCCCUGCACAUGGCCUGCUCCGGCCAGCACGCCACCUGUGUGUCCAUCCUCUUGCAAACCGGACUUCAGGACUCUCGGGACUGCACGGGAACGUCCGCACAGCAGCUGGCAAAGAAGCCAGAAGUCCUCCGGCUCUUUGAAGGAAUCGAUGUUAGCAUGGGAGAGUGGCCGGCAAGAAAAUAAAACAGGCUUUUGGGCGCAUGCACUCAAGGGCUUCACAGACACCUGUACGGUCUUCCUCAUCGGAGAAUCCCUGCCAUUCCCUUCUAAUCACAUGGGUUUGAACCGCGCUCCUUGGUAUCUCUUUAUCGGCAUUUGCACCGUUCCCAGCAAAAUGGGGUCCCAACCUUGCCUGGGAGAUUUGGACCUCAUGCUAAUAUGAGUCCACAAGUUGCCACAAUGGCACAGCCGGUCAGUGGCCUGGAUGGAAGGACGGGCAGGGCUCUGUCCUGUUCCUAAGGACAAGGAGCCAAGACUGGUAACCUUUUGGGGCACCUGAUUAUAGAGGCCAAUAGAGGUGAGGAACAUUUAGCCCUGUUAGCUCUGGAGGGGACCUCCCCUUAUAUUCUUUCGAAAACCUGGCUGGGAAAGCUUAGGUAGCAUGAGGAAGCCUGCACACCCUCUCUCUGCAUUGCACCCUUUCUGUGGCCAAAGCCCCAACCCAAAAUCAGUCGUCACCAGUCAAACGAUUGAAAGCCUCCCAUUGCCUUCAAUGGGCUUUGUAUCAGACUCAGAGGAGGAGUUUCCUCUUCCAGACAGUCAGUCUGACACGUCUCACCAUCUUUUAAUAGUAAAAAUAAAA
Molecule: messenger RNA, 2186 nt
Organism: Alligator sinensis (Chinese alligator)
Lineage: Eukaryota; Metazoa; Chordata; Crocodylia; Alligatoridae
Gene: ANKRD16
Product: ankyrin repeat domain 16
Exons: 9
Coding region: 434-1567 (377 amino acids)
Molecular function (GO): protein binding
Source: RefSeq, a predicted model, not a curated record